GACUGUCGGACUCUCUCGAACUCCCUUGAUCUUCGCCUGCCAAGCCGCACGACUUCAAGGAGCGUCUCCGCUUCUAUUCUUCAAGUUAUCAUGCCCACUAUAACCAAUGCCAAUCACCAAUCAGUGCUCUUUCUUACUCUGCCCCAAAACCUAAGCUACCUCUAAGGUGGCAGGUGGCAAUGAUUGCAUUCACGUGCAUGUGCACAUUCGGAAAUCAUUGGUCUAACGGUCUCAUUACAACUAUGAAGACAACGAUCGAGAAAACACUCGAGAUCAACAAUUCCGAAUUUGCUACGCUUGUAUCUGUGACAAAUCUGGUCAACACCUUCCUCUGCAUCGCCCUCGGCUUCGUUAUCGACAAAUUUGGAGGCCCACUCAUGUCUGUCAUACUUACCGCAUUUCAUCUUGCGGGCGCUGCCGUGGAGGCCGGCGCAACGACAAAUGGACUCAAUAGUUAUCAUGUCCUGAUGGCGGGCAAGAUCAUUGCAGCUAUUGGUGACGGAUCCCUAGAUAAUGCGCAGCACAAAAUCUUCGCCGCAUAUUUUGCGCCGGGAAACGGUUUCGGGGUGUCCAUAGGCAUCAUAUGGUCGAUAGCAAAUCUGGCUCAAUAUGUCGGGCAGAGCACCGCGAACGUGAUGUCCGAAAACCUUGGCUCAUAUUCAUGGCCUCUCUGGAUAAGCGCAAUAAUAAGCCUUUUCUCUCUUCUCAGCGCUAUUUGCAUUUUCGUCCUUGAUAAAUACCUUCGUUCUCAUUACGAGGUCGUCGAUUACUCCAAGCGGGUCGGCCAGCCAAGUGCGGGUAGCAUUAAGACUGGAACAUUUAAUUGGCCGGCCGUGCGCCAGAUGCCGUUUACGUUCUGGUUUAUGAUUCUUUUUGCAACCUUUGAAAACGCUGGUGUGCAGUCAUUUGUGUCGAUAUCCACGCAAUUUGCGCAGCAAAGACUCAAGAAAGGAGCUAUAGUUGGCGGAUGGGUGUCGAGUUUUUACUUGCUUCUUCCUGUUGGACUUACCCCUUUAGAGGGCGUGUUCAUCGAUGCAUACGGGCAUCGCGUGACUAUUCUGUUUCUCUCAGGAUGUAUGUUCCUCAUCUCCAUGCUACUGUUGAGAUUUUCUGAGACAGUGCCGACAUUUGUUUGCGCAUAUAUAUUUUAUGCGUUUGCUCAGAGCUUGACGCCAGCUCCGCAAGUGGAGAUCGUGCGCAGCAUUAUACCGGAUCCUCACUACUACGCAACGGCCUUUGCUAUCACAGAAUCGGUUGUUCAGGGCUCCAUUGUCAUCAUCGUGACGGCAGCUGGGAAGCUCCAAGACCUUUCCCCCAACGACUCGCUCGAGAGUGCCGUGACGGUCUGGCUCGUAUACGCGUUUGCCUGCGUGCUUGUGUCAGGUGCAUUGCUGGGUGCCUGCUAUACGUCAUUCGGAAAGAGGUAUCUACCUGCCGCGCGGCUCUCAGAGGUACGCCCAAAGAAUCUGGCAAGGGAAGUUGAGAGGCUUUGGGAGCUACGUCCGCAUACGGCAACCGAGGAAGGCAAGCGGGACGAGAACGCAACGCCGAAGCAGAAGGAAGUGGCGUUGAAAAGCCCUGUUCCAGGCUCUGUAUCUUUGUAUGCGCGCUGGGUAGCAAUUGGGGCCGGGUUCAGCAUAGUCCUCAUAGCUUGGGUGAUAUUUGGCUUCGGCGUUGAGUGGGGUGUACACGGGAGUGUUGUUGCCGGAACUACGGGGGAAUGAAGGAAGUGGACUGACAGUACACAAACGAGAGCAUAAGUAGCUUCUCCUUACACAAUUGCAGCAUCGUAUUGUCCGCAGUCCGCAGAAUUCGACAUCAAAGUUUGGGGCGAACGCUAGUUUACGAACCGUUGCUCACCUGUACAGGGAGAGGCACGUGGGCCUGGAAAAGCAAGAGCUCUGGGCAGGUGUCACGUGGCGGGCAACUGCUGUGGGCGAGAACAAGAAACGCUGACGGCGGUAGAGCAUCGUAUUGAUCUGUUUAUCCUGAAACCAAACUUAGACACAUAACUUCGU
Messenger RNA from Suillus clintonianus, 2018 nucleotides. RefSeq names its product MFS general substrate transporter. The transcript has 15 exons. Gene Ontology annotation, biological process: transmembrane transport. The record is from RefSeq and is a predicted model, not a curated record. Lineage: Eukaryota; Fungi; Basidiomycota; Agaricomycetes; Boletales; Suillaceae. Gene Ontology annotation, molecular function: transmembrane transporter activity. The coding region runs from base 180 to 1724 and encodes 514 amino acids.